AAUUCGUUAAAUUCUUUGCGCUACACAAAAAAACAGUUGCUCCGAAAUAACAUAGAUGUCGCUAGAAUCGAUUUUAAAUCGCAUUGUUUCCAUGGCAACCAAACAAUAACAAACAAGGGAAGUUUGAAAGCUAAAAGGGCAAAACCUUCAAACAAACAGUACACAAAACAUUCAGAAGGUAAAAAGUAUCAUGAAACUGUUCAGUUUCUACAGCAAAUCGGUUUACAUUCAAUAUCGCAAUCAGCUAUGCUCCACGACGACAAUCGUCGUGUGUGCACUGACGGUGGCCGCGUUCUUCGCACCAUACUAUUUGCUGUCGUGCAUCAAGCAAGGAGAACUUUGGGACCAGCAGCGCAUUGUGUACGAGCAGCCGAGAAUGAAAUUUCUGUACGAAUAUUUGUUUCUGGCAGAAAUGGAAGAUGUCGACGAACGUUCAUCGACUGUCGUAACAUGCAGCUCAUUCGAAUCGUACAACUCGCUCACGGAACAGCAGCAUUCGUGCAAUGACGUACAGGUGGUUCCCAUUGAUGCGGAUCACGAUCAAGCGCUGGAUCAUCUUUCGGUCGGGAUCAGUUUCAAUCCUCCUAACUUCGCAACACGGUUAUCGUUUUACUCGUUCUACUUCUUCCUAGAAGCGACGGUAUCGUCGCAAUGUUUUUUCGUCGUACCGACGUUUGUUUCGUUGGAAAAAGUUCCGGCACCGAGACGCAAGUUUGAAUCCGGAACAAUCGUGCACCAUGGAUUGAUGAACGCCAAACAGACUGCCGCUCUCCAGUGUCCAUUUUUUAUGCGCCAUCAAAAAUCUCACUUCAGCGAUCGGUACUACCCUAAUGAAAACACGACGCUCGAUGGGUUUCAACCGAGCCGAAUACUCACGCAGAUACAAAGCACUAAUCCGGCAUAUUAUGAAUAUCACACACAACGUACGGACUGGACGAUGGAUGAUUCUGGAUCGAUCCGCAUACAAAUUGAUGUCUCUGUCGAAGCUACAGACAGCCGGGGCAUGGCUUUUCUCUACAAAAAUUCUCUGUGGUGGAAGCUGUGUCAGUUCUGGGGAAGCUAUUUUCCCCUGCUACUCGUCUCACUGUGGCUGACUGAAAAAAUUAAGCAAUAUCUGUUCGAAAACUUCUACCUGCGCGCAGUGGAAAUGAAGCCGUGGAAGGAUAAAUACAAUUAA
This is a messenger RNA of Anopheles funestus (African malaria mosquito), 1177 nucleotides long. RefSeq names its product transmembrane protein 231. Bases 191 to 1177 code for a protein of 328 amino acids. The transcript has 2 exons. The record is from RefSeq and is a predicted model, not a curated record. Lineage: Eukaryota; Metazoa; Arthropoda; Insecta; Diptera; Culicidae. Gene Ontology annotation, biological process: cilium assembly; regulation of protein localization. Gene Ontology annotation, cellular component: ciliary membrane; ciliary transition zone.